Molecule: messenger RNA, 1839 nt
Organism: Rhodotorula graminis WP1
Lineage: Eukaryota; Fungi; Basidiomycota; Microbotryomycetes; Sporidiobolales; Sporidiobolaceae
Exons: 10
Coding region: 1-1839 (612 amino acids)
Biological process (GO): xenobiotic detoxification by transmembrane export across the plasma membrane
Molecular function (GO): fluconazole transmembrane transporter activity
Source: RefSeq, a predicted model, not a curated record
AUGAUGCGCGACGCGCCGUUCGGCCAGGUCGUCCACUACCUUUCCGGCGGACGGCUCUUCAAGUACCCCGAGGAGAUGCCCGACUACGUCGUUCCCGCCAAAUACCUCCGCCGAGGCGACCACAGCCCGUCGCGCGACUCGCAGCAGACGCUGUCGGCCGACGAGCGCACCACCCCGACCGCCGGCCGCAAGUCGGUCGACGCCCAGACGCUCGUCAACUCGAACUCGCCGAUCAAGCGCAACUUUGACACGGACCAGGAGAAGCGGGAUCGCGAGGACGGCGCGCAGGAGAAGAAGAAGAAGCGCGCAGGCGGCGAGCGCGACCUCGAGGGCGAGGGGAACGGCGACGAGGAGGAGCGGCGCAAGAAGGAGAAGGAGCAGCACCCGGGCACCGCCGACCCCGAGAAGGCUCGCAAGGAGGGCCUCAAGUACCAGUACCUCGUCGACUUUGAGGAGGGCGACCAGCUCAACCCGCACUCGUGGUCGAACCGCAAGCGCAACUUUGUCGCCGGCGAGGUCGCCCUCAUGACGACCGUCGUGUACAUCGGCAGCGCCAUCUACACGCCCUCAGAGCAGGGCCUCAUGCUCGAGUACGGCGUCUCUCAGACCGUCACGAUCCUCGGUCUAUCGCUAUUCAUUCUUGGCUACGGGAUCGGGCCGAUGUUCCUGUCGCCCCUUCAGGAGACGCCCCACCUCGGCCGCAACGUCGUGUACUGGCUCGCCAUCUUCUUUUUCACGCUCUUCCAGGCCCCCAUUUUAAAACCGACCAACUUGACGUGCCUCCUAAUCUUCCGGUUCAUCACGGGCUUCGUCGGCUCGCCUAUCCUCGCGACGGGCGGUGCGUCGAUGGCCGACCUGUUCACGCCGAGGAACGUGCCGUACGCGAUGGGCGUGUGGAGCGUCGGCGCCGUUUGCGGCCCAAUUCUCGGACCCGUCGUCGCAAGCUUCGCCGCCAUGAACAAGGGGUGGAGGUGGCCGAUAUACGAGUUGUUAUGGAUGUCGGGCUUUGGCCUGAUCGUCUUUACCUUCUUCCUCCCCGAGACCUACGCCCCGACCCUCCUCCUUCGCCGCGCCGAGCGCCUGCGCAAGCUCACGGGCAACGACCUCAUCAAGACCCGCUUCGAGGUCGAGAACCCCAAGGGCGAGUCGAUCCUCAAGAUGGGCGUCACCCAGAUCAAGAUGGCCUUCCGCCUCUCCGCCGAGCCCAUCGUCUUCUUCUGCAACCUCUACAUCGGCCUCCUGUACUCCGUCUUCUACUUGUGGUUCGAGGCGUUCCCCAUCGUCUUUGCCGAGAAGAGGGGGUUCAACCUCGGCGUCUCAACCCUGCCCUUCCUCGGCUUCCUCGUCACGGGCGCCAUCACGGUCACGGUGUACAUCCUGUACCACAAGCUCUACCUCUUGCCCAAGUACGACAAGAACAACUGGAACCUCGCGCCCGAGGAGCGCCUUCGCCUCGCCCUGUUCGCCGUUCCCUUUGUCCCGGUCGCCCUCUUCAUCUUUGGCUGGACCGGUCAGUACAGCGACGUGCACUGGAUCGGGCCGACGAUCGGCGCUGCCCUCUACUUCCCCGGCAUCUACUGCGCCUUCCAGUGCAUCCUCCUGUACCUGCAGCUCAUCUACCAGGACAAGGCGGCGUCCGUCUUGGCCUCGAACGACCUCUUCCGCUCGAGCAUGGCCGCAGGCUUCCCCCUGUUCGGCUCGUUCUUCUUCCACAACCUCGGCGUCGGCCCGGCCUGUUCGCUCCUGGCGGGCCUCAACAUCCUCUUCAUCAUCCCGCUCUUCUGCCUGUUCAAGUUCGGGCACCGCCUGCGCGAGCGCUCCCAGUUCUGCGCGUCGUGA